CUAGUGGUGUUUGUGGUUCUAAUGCCAAUUCUCUUCCUUAAUCUAUUGACUAGUUUAGCUGUUGGUGACACUCAGGAAAUACAAAAAUCAGCUGAUACUUAUAGACUAAUACUAAAAGUUGAGUUUAUACUGCCAAUGGAAGAAUUUCUAAGAUCUUUAUUAAGAAUUGCACUGAGCAUUCUUAGGAAAAUACAUGCACAAAACGUUGUUGAAGAUUUUUUAGAAAAACUAAGACAGAAUCUAAUCAUCAUUAGACAAGAGCAAAAGAUAUAUCCAAACAAGUCAAGUGUCUGGAAGAAGUUUAUUGGCUCUUUAAUUGAAAAGAGACUUGUAACUGAACCUUUAGCAACUGUAGCUGAUGUAAAGUAUCAGAUCAAGCCAUUAUCUGAGGAAGUGAAAGGAUUGCAGAGUUCAGUGGAUCAAUUGCUGUCUAUUGUUAGAAGCAUGAGGGAUGAGAGAGGAGGAGGAGAGAUAGAAAGAGGAAGAGCUGGAGCAAGUGAAGAAGCAGGAAAUGAAAGAGAAAGAGACAAUGGAGAAGAACAAAGAGAAGUCUCUAGCUAAAGAAGAUGAUGAGUUAUAAAAUUUAGCUUUGACAUAGAAAUUAUAUAUAUUUUAAUAUAUUA
This is a messenger RNA of Amphimedon queenslandica, 623 nucleotides long. RefSeq lists its product as uncharacterized. The record is from RefSeq and is a predicted model, not a curated record. Gene Ontology annotation, cellular component: transmembrane transporter complex. Gene Ontology annotation, biological process: monoatomic ion transmembrane transport. Gene Ontology annotation, molecular function: transmembrane transporter activity. Bases 22 to 561 code for a protein of 179 amino acids. Lineage: Eukaryota; Metazoa; Porifera; Demospongiae; Haplosclerida; Niphatidae. The transcript has 4 exons.